GUGUGGGCUCUGCUAUGAAUCAGUGUGAGGAGACCGAGGAGGGAGUCCCUCCCUCUAAAAGCACUCUGUGUGAAGAACAUGACACAAGGACCAAAGCUCAGAGUGUUCUUUCGCAGAGACCAGGCUCUCCUGAACCCAGUUGUGUAUCCAUGAAGAGUGACCGCUCUAUGUUUGAACCUUAUGACUUCAGAGAUGAACAGCACUCUUUUGAAGAAAGAGUUCAGCAGCAUCCAACAGACCUGGAGUCAAUAUUUAUGCAUCUUGAGGAGAACAUUUUCACUUUUGUGAGGAAUGAGUUGAAAAACAUCCAGAAGGUUCUUAGUCCAGAUUACCCAAAAUGCUUAGAGAGGCAGAGUGAGGAUAAUGAUAAUGAAGCGGGUGGUGAGGAUGAAGAGCAGAGGAGGAGCAGCAGAGCAGCAUUUCUUAAGAUCACACUGCACUUCCUGAGGAGAAUGAAGCAGGAGGAGCUGGCUGACCGUCUGCAGAGCAGAACUCCUGCUGCAGUUUGUCAAAGUCAACUCAAGUCUAACCUGAAGGAGAAGUUCCAGUGUGUGUUUGAGGGGAUUGCUAAAGCAGGAAACCCAACCCUUCUGAACCAGAUCUACACAGAGCUCUACAUCACAGAGGGAGGGACUGCAGAGGUCAAUGAUGAACAUGAGGUCAGACAGAUUGAAACAGCAUCCAGGAAACCAGACAGACAAGAAACAACAAUCAAAUGUGAAGACAUAUUUAAACCCUCACCUGGAAGAGAUGAACCAAUCAGAACAGUGAUGACAAAGGGAGUGGCUGGCAUCGGGAAAACAGUCUUAACACAGAAGUUCACUCUGGACUGGGCUGAAGACAAAGCCAACCAGGACAUACAGUUCACAUUUCCAUUCACUUUCAGAGAGCUGAAUGUGCUGAAAGAGAAAAAGUACAGCUUGGUGGAACUUGUUCAUCACUUCUUUACUGAAACCAAAGAAGCAGGAAUCUGCAGGUUUGAAGAGUUCCAGGUUGUGUUCAUCUUUGAUGGUCUGGAUGAGUGUCGACUUCCUCUGGACUUCAACAACAAUGAGAUCCUGACUGAUGUUCGAGAGUCAACCUCAGUGGAUGUGCUGCUGACAAACCUCAUCAGGGGGAAACUGCUUCCCUCUGCUCGCCUCUGGAUAACCACACGACCUGCAGCAGCCAAUCAGAUCCCUCCUGAGUGUGUUGACAUGGUGACAGAGGUCAGAGGGUUCAGUAAUCCACAGAAGGAGGAGUACUUCAGGAAGAGAUUCACAUAUGAGGAGCGGGCCAGCAUAAUCAUCUCCCAUAUCAAGACAUCACAAAGCCUCCACAUCAUGUGCCACAUCCCAAUCUUCUGCUGGAUCACUGCUACAGUUCUGGAGGAUGUGUUGAAGACCAGAAAGAGACGAGAGCUUCCCAAGACCCUGACUGAGAUGUACAUUCACUUCCUGGUGGUUCAGUCCAAACUAAAGAACGUCAAGUAUGAUGGAGGAGCUGAGACAGAUCCACACUGGAGUCCAGAGAGCAGGAAGAUGAUUGAGUCUCUUGGAAAACUGGCUUUUGAGCAGCUUCAGAAAGGUAACCUGAUCUUCUAUGAAUCAGACCUGACGGAGUGUGGCAUCGAUAUCAGAGCAGCCUCAGUGUACUCAGGAGUGUUCACACAGAUCUUUAAAGAGGAGAGAGGACUGUACCAGGACAAGGUCUUCUGCUUUGUCCAUCUGAGUGUUCAGGAGUUUCUGGCGGCUCUUCAUGUCCAUCUAACCUUCAUCAACUCUGGAGUCAAUCUGCUGGCAGAAGAACAAUCAAUCUCUCCAGGGUCUAAACUAUCUAGAGACAAUCCUGAACCAACACAUGUGUACCAGAGUGCUGUGGACAAGGCCCUACAGAGUCCAAAUGGACAUCUGGACUUGUUCCUCCGCUUCCUCCUGGGUCUUUCACUGCAGACCAGUCAGACUCUCCUACAAGGUCUGAUGACACACACAGGAAGUGGCUCAAAGACCAAUCAGGAAACAGUCGAGUACAUCAAGAAGAAGAUCAGUGAGAAUCUUUCUACAGAGAGAAGCAUCAAUCUGUUCCACUGUCUGAAUGAACUGAAUGAUCGUUCUCUAGUGGAGGAGAUCCAACAGUUCCUGAGAUCAGGAAGACUCUCCACAGAUGAACUGUCUCCUGCUCUGUGGUCAGCUCUGGUCUUCAUCUUACUGUCAUCAGAAAAAGAUCUGGACGUGUUUGACCUGAAGAAAUACUCUGCUUCAGAGGAGGCUCUUCUGAGGCUGCUGCCAGUGGUCAAAGCCUCCAACAAAGUUCUGCUGAGUGGCUGUAAUCUGUCAGAGAGAAGCUGUGAAGCUCUGUCCUCAGUUCUCAGCUCCCAGUCCUCUAGUCUGAGAGAGCUGGACCUGAGUAACAACAACCUGCAGGAUUCAGGAGUGAAGCUGCUCUCUGCUGUUCUGGAAAGCCCACAUUGUACACUGGAGAAUCUCAGACUUUCAGGCUGUAUGAUCACAGGGGAAGGCUGUACUUCUCUGGCCUCAGCUUUGAGAUCCAACCCCUCCCAUCUGAGAGAGCUGGACCUGAGCUACAAUCAUCCAGGAGACUCAGGAGUGAAGCUGCUGACUGCUGGACUGGAGGAUCCACACUGGAGACUGGACACUCUCAGGGUGGAACACGGUGGAGAGCAGUGGCUGAAACCUGGUCUGAGGAAGUAUUCCUGUAAACUCACAGUGGACACAAACACAGUGAACAGAAACCUCAAACUGUCUGACAACAACAGGAAGGUGACAUAUGCAAUAGAGGAGCAGUCAUAUCCUGAUCAUCCAGAGAGAUUUAAUGUCUGCCCUCAGCUGCUGUGUAGCAAUGGUCUGACUGGUCGCUGUUACUGGGAGGUCGAGUGGAGAGGAAGGGUUUAUAUAUCAGUGAGUUACAGAGGAAUCAGAAGGAGAGGAGACAGUGCUGACAGCAGGUUUGGCGGAAAUAAUCAGUCCUGGAGUCUUUACUGCUCUUAUGCUGAUGGUUACUCUGUCUGGUACAACAACAGAAGAACAGCCCUUCCCUCGUCCUCCUCCUCCUCCUCUGUCUCUAACAGAGUAGGAGUGUAUGUGGACUGUCCUGCUGGCACUCUGUCCUUCUACAGAGUCUCCUCUGACACACUGAUCCACCUCCACACCUUCAACACCACAUUCACUGAACUUCUUUUUCCUGGGUUCAGGUUCUGGUCUGAUUCCUCAGUGUCUCUGUGUUCAGUGUAGGAGGGAGAGUCUCCUCCUGUAAGAAACACUGCUGACAAGCACAGUCCGAUAACAAACAUUUUUGAGAAAACGUCUUGUAAUGAAUCCAAUGUUGAUGUUGUUUUUGGUAAAUGACUGCAUGUACAUCAUUUGAAAUAACUUUAAAUAUGUGAUAAGAUAAUAAUGAUAAUCAACAAAAGGCUGCAGGUUGGA
Messenger RNA from Dicentrarchus labrax (European seabass), 3422 nucleotides. Its product is annotated as NLR family CARD domain-containing protein 3-like. NCBI's taxonomy places the organism in Eukaryota, Metazoa, Chordata, Actinopteri, Moronidae. The coding region runs from base 15 to 3230 and encodes 1071 amino acids. The transcript is spliced from 9 exons. The record is from RefSeq and is a predicted model, not a curated record. Gene Ontology annotation, molecular function: protein binding.